Molecule: messenger RNA, 1746 nt
Organism: Linnemannia hyalina
Lineage: Eukaryota; Fungi; Mortierellomycota; Mortierellomycetes; Mortierellales; Mortierellaceae
Source: the annotation of a GenBank genome assembly
AUGAAGCACCACACCUUGAACGCAUUCCUCACAUGGGCCGAGGAGAACAACAUCCACUGGGACAAGGACGCCAUCGAGGUUCGCGAGGGCAAGCACGGCCUCGGCAUCUACGCCAAGAAGAACCUUGACGCCGGUUAUGAAGCCAUUCAGGUCCCCAAGUCGAUCGUCUUGUCGGUCGAGUCGACCGGAAUCGCCAACUUGCUGGAGGAGGAGGACAUUGAAGGCUAUGCCGGACUCACCCUCGCCUGCAUGUACGAGUUCUCCAAGGGCGAUGAGUCUGUCUGGUCCGCCUACCUCGCUCUCUUGGCCGAGUCCCGCCCCCAGAUGCCCUCCGACUUGUCCGCGGAUGCUCGUGAGCUCUUGAAGAAGUCCGAGGUCUUUGGCGAUAUCGAGACUGACUUGAAGGACAUGCAGGAGGAUUAUGACACUGUUAUUGUUCCUUUCCUUGAGAAGCACCCCGAGGUCUUUUCCGCCGAGAUCAAGGCCAAGUUCUUCUCGUUCGAGGACUUCAAGACCAUGACCUCGCACGUCUCCUCCCGCGCCAUGGAUGUCGACAACUUCCACAUCUCUGCCCUCGUCCCCUUCGCUGACAUUGUCAACCACAACUCAGAGCCCAACUCGGACUACUUGACCCACGAAGAGGUCUGCGAGGUCUGCGGCGCCAUCUCCUGCGAGCACAUGGACGAGGACGAAGAUGAUGAGGAUGAGGACGACGAGGCCCCUGAGCUCGCCGCCGACGAGGAUAAGAAGAAGCGCACCGCCGCCAAGAAGGCCGAGGCAGCCGAUGGUGCCGAUGUCGACGACGACGACGAGGACGAUGAGGACUGGGAGGACGACAUCAACGACACCUGCGACAUUGUCCUCGACGACGACGUCAAGAAGGGCGAGGAGAUCACCCGUCACUACGGUCCCUUCCCCAACAAGAUCUUCCUCUCCAAGUAUGGAUUCGCCGAGGUUGACAACGAGCACGACACCGUCACCGUUCAGCUGGAGAUGGUCAAGAAGGCUGCCGAGUCGAUCUUGGGUGACCCUGCCUUGGUCGAGGAGCGCACCAAGUGGUUCUUGGACACUGAGGAUAUCUUUAUCGGUGAGGACGAUGAGGAUGAGCUCGAGGAGGAGGGAUGCUGUGAUGGCGACCAUGACCACGACCACGCUCACGCCCACACUCACAAGCAUGAGAAGAAGGAUAUUGAGGCUGGUGAGGUUGAGGUUGAGGCUGAGGAGUCCGAGUCUGAGGAUGAGGACUCUGACGAUGAGGAUGAGGAGGAGGACUUCCCCCGUGACAUCAUGGAGAUCAUGCACGAUGGUUCGAUCGAUGACCGUCUCCUCAUGUUGUUGAACGUUCUGUUUAUGGAGAAGGAGCAGUUUGCCAAGGUCGAGGAGAGCGUCGAUGCCGCCACUGACUACUUUAACGACAUCUUCCUCCGCCGCGCCAUUGAGGAGGACCUCGCUGCCGAUGACGAGGAGGACUCUGAUGACGAGCAGCCCAAGCCCGAGCUCAAGCCCCUCGAUGACGCCGGUCGCCGUGUCCGCAAGAACGUCCUCGAGGCCGCUCUCCAGGUCAUCCGUCUCCGUGCUGAUGCCUACGAUGUCUCUGACAAGACCACCGCCGAGGAAGAUUUGGAGUUGUUGAACAAGGCUGGUCUCACUGGCACUCUUUACUAUGGAGCUCUCUGCGUCCUUGGUGAGAAGAAGGUCCUCCAGAACGCCUUGAAGACCUACACCAAGUUCCACGCUGAGUUGUAA